CGUUUGGCAGGCGCCGAGUGCGAGCGGCAGCCGCGCUGCCCCGCCGCCCCGGACUGGUCGCCUGCUCGCGGGGCGGCACCAUGCAGACCUUCCUGAAGGGGAAGCGGGUGGGAUACUGGCUGAGCGAGAAGAAGAUCAGGAAACUGAAUUUCCAGGCCUUCGCCGAGCUGUGCCGGAAAAGAGGCGUAGAAGUAGUGCAGCUUGACCUCACCAAACCCAUUGAAGAUCAGGGCCCUUUGGAUGUGAUCAUACAUAAACUGACAGAUGUAAUCCUUGAAGCAGACCAGAAUGACAGCCAGUCACUGGAGUUGGUUCAGAGGUUCCAGGAGUACAUUGAUGCUCAUCCAGAGACCAUUAUCCUAGACCCUCUCCCGGCUAUCCGUACACUUCUGGAUCGAUCCAAGUCGUACGAGCUCAUCCGGCGAAUAGAAGCAUACAUGCAAGAUGAGAGGAUCUGUUCACCACCGUUUAUGGAGCUGACAAGUGCCUGUGGAGAAGAUACCUUGAAGCUUAUAGAGAAGAAUGGACUGGCAUUCCCAUUCAUUUGUAAAACCAGAGUGGCCCACGGAACCAACUCUCAUGAGAUGGCGAUCAUCUUCAACCAGGAGGGCCUCAAAGCCGUUCGCCCCCCCUGUGUCAUUCAGAGCUUCAUCAACCACAAUGCUGUGCUCUAUAAAGUGUUUGUGGUCGGGGAAUCUUACACCGUGGUGAAAAGACCAUCUUUAAAGAACUUCUCUGCAGGCAUCUCAGACAGAGAAUCAAUAUUUUUCAACAGCCACAAUGUUUCCAAACCAGAGUCCUCAUCUGUCUUAACAGCGCUGGAUAAAAUCGAAGGAGUAUUUGAGCGGCCAAAUGACGACGUCAUCCGGGAAAUCUCCAAAGCGCUGCGGCAAGCUCUGGGAGUUUCCCUCUUUGGAAUUGAUAUCAUCAUUAACAACCAGACUGGGCAGCAUGCAGUCAUUGAUAUAAAUGCAUUCCCAGGCUAUGAGGGUGUUUCUGAAUUUUUCACAGAUCUGCUGAACCACAUAGCUGCUGUCCUGCAGGGUCAGGUACCUGAGGUGACCCAGCUAAACCACAGCAAGCUCCUGGCAGAGCAGAGCGGUGGGAUCAUGGACGAGCGGAUAUGCUGUGCUAGCACAGGCUGUCUCAGCGUCAUGGGAAAAGACUCCUCCUGGAUUGUGGAGAGCGACAGCAACAGCUCAGUAAAACUGCAACACCAGAGACUAGGCUGCAACUCAGCAGUGUCCCCCAGCUUCCAGCAGCACUGCGUCGCUACGUUGGCAACAAAAGCUUCUUCUCAAUAACUUGCCAAUGCCAUGGACUGAGAAAAAGCCCCAGGGAUACAGAUUGUGGUCCCAGAACCAGAUCAGGCUUUAACAAUACAAUUGACAAAAAAAUAGGGGGGAAAACUCAAAACACAAUACAAAAAAGCAAAAUAAAAAAACUUUCAAUUUGAUUUAACCUAAUUUGCUGAUGAAACGGACUGAAAGGGGAAGAGUGAGAAAGUGAUCCAAAUCCAUUUCGUCAGAUUCCAGUUGCAAAUCUGUAGUGAGUUUACACACACACGUGUUUUAACACUAGUCCUUUCAUUGUGGGAGGGUUGCUCUUUCAUUUCUAUUAUUCUUUGUAAUCACUGGUGACCAGCAUUUUAAAAUCGGACCUCAUGCUAUCAAGAAGAUAAUAAUAUUGAAAUGCAGUGUCUGAAUGUAACAGUGCUAGAGAUUUUAGCCUAAAAAACUUCCUGUUCCUCUUUUUUCCACGUACGCCAUUGCAUAAGGAAGCUAAAACAACUUCAGUAUCACUAAACCAAAUCUCUUGAAAUGUUGACCAGUCAUGAUGUUGGCAGGUAGCUUGCUGUGAAGCCACUGCACUUUGAGUAGGACAGAGCAGCCUGCGUAUUCAGGGCACAGAGCCGAGGUGACCACCCCUGUCCCAGCUUUGCAGUUCUCCCCCCAGGCCUCAGUGCUUCACUUAGAUCAGCUUCCAACCACACUUGCAAACAGCAACAUCUUUUACCCAGAGAGGGUGCCACUAUUUAGGUGGAGUCAUUUAGUAGAUUAAAUAACAUGCUUUCAAUUGUCUGCUAGUGCUGAAAUCUUAGAAGAGUUAAAGAAGCAGCUCAUCUCUUCACAGGGAGUUUAAUUCUCCUUCCAUUGCACUUGUGAGGACUCUGGGACAGCUCUGGGAAAAGGCUGGCAGAGCUGUGCUUUUUCCUUGGAGCAGUACACCUGAGCUGUGUAUCCUGAGAGGUAACACAGUCACUGCCUUCCACAGAUCCAUGUUGUUGUACAUUUUUUUUCUAAAAUAUAAACAAAAUUGUGUACCUUCAUAUAAGGUAGAAAUACAGGACCCCUCUAGCUUGGAGACCCGAUUACUUUGUAGCAAGCUGCCAGGCGAGGCCAUAUGGUAGUUUCCAACAGUGCUGUAUCCUAUUUGUAAACUAUAGCACAGCCAAUUUGUUUCUCUUGAGAUAUCUUCUAGUAUGGCAGCAUCUUCUGCUGUUGAGAAUUCUUGCAACUUUUGCUAGUUCUGAACACUAUAUUAGAAAUAUCCAAGUGCUAAGAACAGAAACACUAUUUUGGUAGAAGUGGCCUUCUCUUCCCCUUAUUAGCCCUAAAAUACAUUUAAGAAGGGUGGUGUUAAAAAAAUUUCCUUAGUUAAGCUCCUAGCUUGAAAAUAUAGGAUUUCUCUCUUUUGUAUAGCACGUGUUCAUAAAGCAUCUGUCACUGCAGCAUUUAAUGCCAGUUUGGUUAGUAUCAUGUGUUAGAUGGCUACUCAGAAGGAAAGGGUCUAGAACUUAAAGCCCAGGUGGAUCAUGGACAGAGGAUCAACUGUGUAAAAGUUGUCACCACCCUGUCUGAUGGUACCAGUCCUAGAGGGAAAAAAGUUUUGAAGAGUGUUAUGUAGCAGUUCUUUUAUGUAAACAAAGCUUUUCCCAUAGGAGAGAUUGGUCUUCUUCCAAAAUGCCAUUCUUGGGAAUUUCCUGUAGCCAGGAUUGAAUUUUUCAGGAUGAUUUAUACAACAAAAGAUGAUUCCACCUCUAGAGGGAUUACUAACUUUAAAGUAUUUCUAUAGGGACUGGAAGAACCUUAUGGGUGUGGUAUCAGUCAGAUGCCAGGGUGCUCAUUAGCACAGCCAACUUCCUCAAGUGUGGCAGAUCAGUUCUGAGCUGGGCACGCUUCACAACCCUUGUGUGCUUUGAGGCUGCUGGAUCCCGUGCUGUGUGCAGCUUGCAGGUCUCGGAUGGCUGUGGUGUGAGUGAGUCAGAUGUACAGGGUUUAUAAAAGUAUUCAUGGUAGAGACCAAACCUUUUGUAAAGCCAUGACUAAAAUGAAAUUGACAUCUGCAGUUUGGGGUUUGUUUUUGUUUGUUUAAAAUAAAAAGUGUUUUUAUGUUACAUGUGUAACAAAAGAUGCCCUCAGGAAGGAACUUGCCAGUGCAUAUUUUUGUAUGGUACUUUCUUGUAACCAGCUGGUGGAGUGUUUGUAGAUUUGCCUGUUGCUCUCUUUAUUACAAUGGCUUGGGCUUUUUUUGGUUUUUUGGGUUUUGUUUCUUUAUCGGGUGGUGGGGAUGGAGCAAUCAUGUUAGAACUGGGUUACUAACUCAAGACCUUUCAAACUAAGUAUGUUUACAUGAAUCUGAGUGUUGGAUCCAAUGGAAAUGUCUGUAUGCUGUUUUCUAGUUAGAACAUCAAAUAAGAAUUUUAUUUUCCUGGCUGCCUUCUGAAUUUUGGUUGGCCUAUUUUGCACUGCUUUUUUUUUCCAAAAUAAACUACUGAAAUAUAAUUGUGCAUUUUAAACUUGUUUACAAAUGAUUGUUAGAAGUUUAUUUUGUAAUUCUCUGAAUGCUUGCAGAAAUACUAUAUUUAAAUAUUACUCCAGACCUUGGCAGUAACUAGAAAACAAGUUUAGGUCAUUGGUGUGAUCAGUGACAUUUUUUCCCAUAGUCUGUAAUUUAUUUUUUAUUUAUCGAAUGUAUCGGUAUCACUUUAAUUUACCAGGUGCAGUUAUGCAGGUACCUGUUGUGAUGUGGCAUUACAAUAGAGUUUGGACAUAAAUUACCAUGCAUUUGCUGAACUACUAUAUUUCCUUGCAGAAAUUAAGGUAAUGGCUCGUGUACUAGAAUGUUGCUAAAUCACAGGGGCAAAUUGGGAGACCAAUUUGUAAAAGCCAAAACUGUAAAUUACCAAGUAUCCAGACAAUUACGUUCUUGCAAAACAUUUGAGCAUGAGUAUGUUAUUAAGCUUGUGCUAAAGUGCUUUUCUGAAUUGCUGCCUCAUUUGGAAGUUCAGGAUAAUUUUGAUUUAAGAUAAGCUUCACAGUAAGUUUGUUAAUAUUCUGUAGUCUUGUCUUUCUUUGUAAAAGUAGGAGUGUAGUAACAUUUGAUCAUACCAGAAUGCCCUUGCUCUUAAAAUUGCAGACAAUCUGAGGAGAUUUUCCAUAAUGUCUGUUUUAAUUCUUUUUAUUGUGGGUUAGAAAAAGGUUCUCCUGUCUUUUCAGAGGCAUAACUUUUACUGCUGUGCUGAUGAGAACAAUUGUAUCAAAAUGACAUGGUCACCAGUUAGCUUUUUAGGGAUUUAUUACUGUUCUGCUUCACUGUUUGAAAUCCACAAAAAUACCAUUAGCUUGACUGGAAUUUCUCCAGGUUUUGUGUCAGCUGGUGGAGAUGAGAUUCUGGUUUCCACUGUAAUUACAUAAUUAGCUACAACAGGUGAAGAUCUUUCCAUGUUGAGGAGUACUUGAGUGGUAUUACUGCUGCCUGUGAUGUAAAGUCACCCUCUUCCCCCUCUACCUGACUUGGCCACAUUGUGCCUGACUUUGUAGCCUGUGCCAGAACAUCCUGAUCAUUAUGUGAAAGCCAACUGCAGAAAUGCAACCAAGCCAUCAGCAUCUGUGCUAGCUCUUGUGGUUUGUGUAAUGCAGAACCACUGGGCCAGUGAUGUUUUGCCUUUGGUUGAAGUGUCUGGCUGUACAACCUUUGUGCUGGGGAGCUGAUAACUGGGCUGGUUGGUAGGUAGGAUAAAUUCAUUAUUACUAUUCAGACUGUUGUAAUGUUAAAGUUUAAACAUCUCCCACAUCUCCCUCCAAUGUGGGAAUGUGUCUGCAGCAGGUUGCACAGACAGAAAUCUACCAGUUGAAUUUGUUCUCAUUGUAGAUGAUUACAAGCUAAGAACCCAACCCAGAGGCAUCAGGAGACAAUGAGAAUUGCUCAAGAUAAAGCCUCAAGUUUUCUAGAUGAAUUGCGGGCAUUAUCCAGCCAGGGAACAACCAGGUGGAGCAGUAGUUGGAUAACAGAGGCAGAACACAGUCCAAAAGCAACAGAAUAAAUGGGGCCAGAGGUGUCACCUGGCAAAAAAAAAAAAAAAA
Zonotrichia albicollis (white-throated sparrow) is the source of this 5366-nucleotide messenger RNA. The record is from RefSeq and is a predicted model, not a curated record. NCBI's taxonomy places the organism in Eukaryota, Metazoa, Chordata, Aves, Passeriformes, Passerellidae.